AACAUCAACAGUGUUUAUCGCGCUGUCUGUGUUGCUGAAGUUGAAACAUAAUUACAGACAUUUCUGAUUGAAAACUUCUGUUACCGAAAUCCUUAAUUUGUUUAGGGAAAACAUUCCCUAUUCCCUCGACCCUUCCUUUCUUUACGUGACAUGCAAAAUGGAUGCAGAGGACGUGACAAACUAGACACAGGGAAUGUUUACUGGUUGCUCAGGCGAUAAUGGGGAAGUCAGAUGUGUGGAAUAAAUUUGACUAGUUGUGGGAAAUCAUGAAGAUCAAGAAAAAGCUCAACCCAGAUGAUGAGUCCAGUCAAUUAUGAUUUCCAGGACAUCAGGCCAGUCACACUACACCUUCCAGAAGAGACGGUCACCUCCUUGUACUGUGUCACUGCUAAGGGGCUGGAGGCCCAAGUGGCCUCCUUAGUCGAAGCCUUCCUGGUUGAAGUGUACCGCUGCAGAGUGUGCCAGUUCACCAGUGGCCUAAAAGGCAGUAUCCGAACACACGUACUGGAGAGACACAAUUUAGGAGCCUCCUCCUGCCCUGGUCUUCCCUGUCUUGAGAAGGACAAUGGCCUUGAGGUAGGGGUGGGAGUUGACAGAGAAGAUGAUGAUGAUGAUGAUGAACUGGACCAAAAUGGCUCCCCAGGCUACAACCUGGAGGAUGACCUCCAUUCCGUCUCAAAGGAUGCUGACCAGAUGGAUCAUAUGGGCUUGGAGCGCAUGUCCUUCCUGCUGCCCAUGUACGGCAUGCUGCCCAAUAUCAGUCCCCGGUCAUGUGACAUGGCCCUGAGUUCCAACUCGGACGGGAGCCUCCACGUUGCACAGACCUGUGAGGUGAGCACUUUGUUUGAGGAGGAUGAGAGACAUGGUGAGGAGGACGAAGAGGAGAGCGUGUUCCGAUUGGACGCUGCCGACUCCGUCAACCUGUCGUGUCCAAUGGGCUCGGUGGUGAUAAACGAGGCCAAGGAUGAUGAGAUGGCCCAGUCAGCUCACCUCAUGACCCUGGGCCUCUGUCGCAUCUCCACAGCCAACAAGGGCCUCUCAGACCGAGCGGGUACCCAGCUUCCCUCAACUCCCAUCGGGCAAGAGGGUUUGGAGUCAGACACCUCCUUGGAUGACAAGAUGGAUGACAAAAUGCCCCAGUCCCAGGGAAAGCAGUCCCCUCCUCAUGGCCCCAAGCAGCGGAGGUCACUGUUCUGUGUCCUCUGCCGUGCCACCCUGACCUCUAGACACUUGCUUGAGGUCCAUCUUAAAUGUCACAACGGGGACAGGGGCUUCAAGUGCCUUCAGUGUGGCUGGACGUCGGCCGUGUGGGGGGAGAUGGAGCGCCACUGGAGGGCCCACGGGAAGAGGAUGCGGCGGGGGAAAAAAGAGAAAGAUAGGGGCACCCGGCCCCAUGGCUGCCAGGUUUGUCUCCGGAAGUUCCGGAGUGUUAAGUCCCGGGAUGCACAUAAGCGGCGGCACCACAGUCAACGGCGGAGUCCUCAAGAAUGCUUCACAUGCCAGCACUGUGACUACAGUGAUAAGUCGUGGGACAAGCUGCACAAACACAUUCUCUCAGAGCACAAAGCCUUUGGGGACAGACUGACAAACCCGGAUGGACUGAGCACCCAUGUUGUGUGUGCUUUGAGGAAGUUCACCCACGAAAGCAAUUACCCACAAGACCUGCAAGGAGUGGAGCCAGAAAAGUGGAAUAAGUGGAGGCUGAAGCAGAGGGGAAGAAAGGACGGAGAGGAGGGCAGAGAGGAGCAAGGGCAGAAAGCGGAGGAAUCGGUGAGGAGGAAAGGGAGGAAAGAGUUCUGCUGUGCCCUCUGCAACAGGAAGUUCUCCACCAAGCUGACCAUGCGUCGCCACAUGGGCAUCCACCAGGGGGACAAGCCCUUUGAGUGUCCCCAUUGCCACUACAGCACCCGGCUCAAGGCCUCACUGGUACAGCACCUCCGUGUUCAUACAGGUGAGAAGCCCUUCAAAUGCCUUCAGUGUCCCUACGCCUCCAUCGACAGCAGCUCCCUGCGCCGACACUCCCGCACGCACACACAGGAGAGGCCCUACUGCUGCCAGUACUGUCCCUACAGCAGCAUCCAGAAAAAGAGCUUAGAUCUCCACGCACGACGCCACCACACAGGCGAGUCUUUCCCCUGCCACCUCUGUCCGUACGCUACACCGGACCGCCAGCUGCUGCUGCGCCAUGUGCGCAAGCACCACUCUUCUGAACCAUCCCACGUAUUGGGACCAAGGACACCCAAACGUCCCAAAUCCUCUAUCUCUGCAGGAAGGGUCCAGUAAUCCUGACAAAUAACUUUCUCUGGGUCCUGUUCAGUAGGCACCAAACGAAAGAAAACUGACUGAUUGAUAGGGACUACCUGGCCUUCCUUUUCCAUUGCGUGGCCUAAUGGAACAUGACCCUGGUCUUGAAUGGAGAUGUGUCUUUAAUCAUAUUAAACAAGCACAUUUAUUUUACUACACCUCACAAUAGUUGAUAUUUCUUUAGAAAUGAAAUGGUAAUUACAUAGUAAUAACCUAAGAAUUUUCUGUGAAUUUUAUGAAGUUGAAUCGGUACCGCUUGCCGUGCAGGAACAGAGAGAAAAGGGUGGCUGGAGAAGGGGUCCUUAUGGUGUAGCUGACCCUGCUCAUUCUUGAUAAAUUUAGGAUUUUAGACAAAUCUGACGGAGUUGACCAAAUCCCCGGACACAUUUUUUAGGAAUCACAGUUUUGAGAGAGAGAUUAUUUAAAGUCAGAGAGGACUAUUGCAAGAAACUACAUACAAUCCUUUUUCAUUUAAUAUUCAUUAUUGCCAGUUUUUUUUAAUUUGAAACACUUUUUUGGAGAGUUUGAAAUUGGGAUCCUUUGCUCCAGACAAGGGCAUUUCCGGGCAUAGCCAACAUGUAAAUGUAAUUUUUAAGCUCAAAUCCACCCCAUUUUCGAAUGUUGCUUUGAGCACAACCAAAUAACAGAAGUGAUGGAUUCGACUUCCGCUUUACUUCUCUACUGCAGCGCGCCGGUGCCAAACUUGCCAGAAUAAAUAUUUGUGUCAUUCUCAAAUUUUGGCCACGACUGUACACCCGCCCACUCAGGUCAGAGUUAUUGUCAUCCAAAGAGAGAAGACGCAGGUUUUCAGGGGACUUUUUAUUGUCGACAACAACGCGAAUGUCUGAAUGCAUCGAAAUAACCACAACAAUAACAUUUCAAGUCGUUCAAAUUGCCACAGAUAAAGAACUACCUUCAAUUGAAGCACCUUUGUGUGUGUGUGGUGACAAUUAAGAGAGUAAUGGGCAUCAACAUUAUGUUCUAACCGGACAACACUGUAGUGAGCAGAACCUAAGCAAUUAGCAUAAGUUAAUAGCGUGUGAGUGCAUUCACAGCCGACCCCUCAGAUGAGUGUAGCACACGGGGUUCUGACAUUAUACACUGCACUCGUUGAGAGAGGUAGUUAGAAAACCAGGCCAAAGACCCCUCAGAGACACCAAUACUCCUUAGCCGGCCCACAAGAAUGGAAUGGUCUACCGUAUCAAAAGCUUUGGCCAAGUCAAUAAAAAUAGCAGCACAACAUUGCUUAGAAUCAAGGUAAAUGGGGACAUAAUUUAGGAUCUUUAAGGUUGCAGUGACACAUCCAUAACCUGAGCGUAAACCAAAUUGCAUACCAGAGAGAAUACUAUAGAGAGCAAGAAAGCCAAUCAGUUGAUUAUUGGCACAUUUUUCCAACACUUUUGAUAAACAGGGCAAAAUAGAAAUGAACCUAUAACAGCUAAGAUCAGCUUGAUCUCCUUUAAAUAAAGGAUGCACCGUGUCUGCCUUCCAAGCAAUAGGAACCUCCCCAGAGAGGAGAGACCAGUUAAAAAAGGUCAGAGAUAGGCUUGGCGAUGAUAGGGUCUGCAACCUUAAAUAAGAAAGGACUCAAACCAUCUGACCCAGAUGCUUUUUGGGGGUCAAGUUUAAGGAGCUCAUUUAGCACCUCAGACUGCCUGCAGGGAGAAACUUUGUAGCGGGGCAGAGUAAAAGAGGGAGGAGCGUCGGGGCUAGUCACAAUUAGAAGGGGUGGGAGAUGAGGAAAUGUUGGACGGGCAAGGAGGCAUGGCUGAGUCAAAUAGGAAUCCUGACUUAAUGAAUUGGUGAUUAAAGAGCUCAGCCAUGUGCUUUUUGUAAGUACCAAAAACAUCAACAUUAAGAGACAUGGGCAGCUGUGAGGAGGAGGGUUAAUUCUCCAGGUCUUUAACCAUUUUCCAGAACUUCUAGGGGUUAGACCCACAGAGAGAGAACUGCUCUUUUAAAAUGACUUACUUUGGCCUUCCCGAUAGCCUGAGUGCACUUAUUUCUCAUUUGCCUGAACGAGAGCCAAUCAGCCUGAGGUAUACGUGUGUGUCACAUAUACUCCCUCUCUGGCGCUCUAGGUCACCAGGCUGCUCAUUAUUACGCACACCUAUCACCAUCGUUACGCACACCGGUCACCAUCGUUACGCGCACCAGCACCUCAUCAGACUCACAUGGACUUCAUCACCUUCCUUAUUACCUUCCCUAUAUCUGUCACUCACUUUGGUUCCUUCCCCAGGCGUUAUUGUUUAAUGUCUGUACGCUGCCUUAAUGCUUAAAACUAGCAAAUCAAAUUGUUUGGGGACAAACUUGGUGGAGACAACUGAGCAUUGAAGGUGUUCCUCGGUAAAGAUUGCCACUCCACCACCUUUAAAAGAUCUGUCUUGCCGAAAAAGGUCAUAACCAGAAAGGUUAACAUCAGUGUUCAAAACACUCUUUCUUAACCACAUCUCAGUAAUGACCAACACAUCUGGAUUGGAGCUGUGAAUCCACAUCUUCAAUUGAUACAUUUUAGGUAAUACGCUUCUAGUGUUAACAUGCAGAAAAUAAAUUGUAGACUUCCCCAAGUCUGGUUCAUCCUUGGGAGCAAUUUCAAAACGCCUGAAGCUACCACGUUCAUCUGUACUAACAAUAGUACGCAAGUAUAAACACCAUGGGACCACGCAGCCAUCAUACCGCUCAGGAAGGAGACGCGCUCUGUCUCCUAGAGAUGAACAUACUUUGGUGCGAAAAGUGCAAAUCAAUCUCAGAACAAGAGCAAAGGACCUUGUGAAGAUGCUGGAGGAAACAGGUACAAAAGUAUCUAUUUCCACAGUAAAACGAGUCCUAUAUCAACAUAACCUGAAAGGCCGCUCAGCAAGGAAGAAGCCACUGCUCCAAAACCGCCAUAAAAAAAGCCAGACUACGGUUUGGAACUACACAUGGGGACAAAGAUUGUACUUGGAGAAAUGUCCUCUGGUCUGAUGAAACAAAAAUGGAAAUGUUUGGCCAUAAUGACCAUCGUUAUGUUUGGAGGAAAAAGGGGAACGCUUGCAAGUCGAAGAUCACAUCCCAACCGUGAAGCACGGGGUGGCAGCAACACGUUGUGGAGGUGCUUUGCUGCAGGAGGGACUGGUUCACUUCACAAAAUAGAUGGCGUCAUGAGGGAGGAAAAUGAUGUGGAUAUAUUGAAGCAAUAUCUUAAGACAUCAGUCAGGAGGAUGAAGCUUGGUCGCAAAUGGGUCUUCCAAAUGGACAAUGACCCCAAGCAUACUUCCAAAGUUGUGGCAAAAUGGCUUAAGGACAACAAAGUCAAGGUAUUGGAUUGGCCGUCAAAGCCCUGACCUCAAUCCUACAGAAAAUAUGUGGGCAGAACUCAAAAAGCGUGUGGGAGCAAGGAAGCCUACAAACCUGACUCAGUUACACCAGCUCUGUCAGGAGGAAUGGGCCAAAAUUCACCCAACUUAUUGUGGAAGGCUACCAGAAACGUUUGACCCAAGUUAAACAAUUUAAAGGCAAUGCUACCAAAUACUAUUUGAGUGUAUGUAAACUUCUGACCCACCGGGAAUGUGAUGAAAGAAACAAAAGCUGAAAUAAAUAAUUCUCUACUAUUAUUCUGACAUUUCACAUUCUUAAAAUAAAGUGGUGAUCCUAACUGACCUAAGACAGGGAAUUCUUACUAGGAUUAAAUGUCAGGAAUUGUGAAAAACAGAGUUUUUAAAUGUAUUUGGCUAAGGUGCAUGUAAACUUCCGACUGUAAAUGCUCUUGGUUAAUCCGAACACUUCACGGCAGACUGGAACCAUUUAACUCCGUUCUGUUUGUAGCUACAUCUUGUUUGGCUAGCUAGUCACUCCGGUUCACACUGACCUGACCGUGGCACGUGCAGAACGUAGCCCAUCACUUUUUCCUACUGAUCUGUCGAUAUAUGAACUGUAACUCAGUAAAAUCUUUGAAAUUGUUGGAUUAUGCGUUUAUAUAUUUUUUCCCAAGUGUACAUUUCCUAUAGCUUUUGUAGCCUAUAGCUUUUCCUGGAAUUUCAUGAGAAGAGGAAUGGCUUAUUAUGGAGAGACUUGUAUAGCCUAUAGCCUGUUGUAAAGGCGAACAGCUGGAAGAGAGAGGUUAGUGAUUUGUAGCCGAAGUAAGAAGCUAAAUAUUAGCUAGCUAUUAGGCUAUUCAUUAGCUAAAUAUUAGGGCUAUAGGCUGAAUAUUUAUCUGUCAAAGUGCAAGAAAAAUAAAUUAACAGAUUAUGGAAUGGCAGAUCUGUAGUGCGUUCCUCCAGGCUGCGCUCAGUGGUCCCUGGGCGCUCAAAGCUCCACUAUUGAUUAGGCCUACGUUUUUAGACCAGGCUAAUUUGAAUAACCGCUCACAUGUUUUGUUUCAUGCCGAAAUUACUGCAUCGGCCAACAGCCUGGGCCUGCUUAUGCAACCAAUUGGAUCAGUUUAGUUCUAUUCUCCACAGUUUAGAAAGUCCAGAAAGGUACAUUAGCAGGACACUCAUAUGGUGUAGGCCUAUUUUGUCAGGAUGUAGCCUGGUGUUAAGAUAGUAGGCCUAUGGGAAAAUAUGGGCUUCUCCUUUCCAACUCCCCGCCCAUUAAUGCUGUAGCCUUACAUUCAGCAAGCAAGAGCAAGCGUGCAUCUCUCCUCCAAUAGGCUAUUAGCCAGUGGUGAUUUUUGAAUGUAAAUCUUGUAGGGCAAACAACCAUUUUUGGGGAGGAUGCAUAGCAGCAAAGCCACAACACAAUACAACAUUAAACAAUACAUUAACUGCACUAUAACGGUGACAAACGGUGCCCACAAAAUGUUAGGGCCUACAUAAAGCUGUCCCAACAGCAGAGUCCCAACACCUUAUCACUGCUACACCUGGCUAUCAGCGGAGCCUUGUCUGGCAGCGAAACAGUUAAUUCAGCCGGAUUUAAAGGCAGUAAUAUGGCUGAUAUGGCUGACUUGCUUAAUCAAAUAUGGUGUCUACUGACAAUUGAGAUGUACAAACUAUGGCAUAAGGGAACGAUAAGCGGAUAAGAGGCAAUCCGUUUUUUCGAUUAAGACAAUGAUCGAGCUAGGACGGAUGUAGUCAAUAUAACUAUUUGUUCAGCACUUUUGAAAUGCACAGCAACAGAAUUCAGAACAUGGUCCAUUCUUACAGUGUUCUCCCUGUACACCAAGUGAGAACCGUAGGAUAAAUAAAGGGGGCAUAUAAGCAGACAAUGAAAGCUCUUGCAAUAUUCAAUGAUUACAUUUAUCUAAAACAGGUUAUAGGCUACAUGUUUACCAGCAAGUCAGAACCGUAGGUGAAAUUAAGAGGUGAAAAUUAUUAGGGUGAGGAACAUGGGCUACAAACAGCUUACUACACAGAAUACACUUCAAAUGUUACUUUAUUAGCUCUCCCUGGCAUAUUACAUCAUUUAUGCAGCACCUGUAACGGCUUUCCUCCUCCUCUUCAUCAGAAGAGGAGGAGCAGGGAUUGAACCAAUAUGCAGCGGAUUGUGACGACAUGAUUUAUUAAAGAAAAAACACGAACUCGACUAUACACUAACAAAACAAAUAAACGGUGUAGACAGAUCUGAACGACGGACUCACAUAACACACGAGAACGCACGAACAGGGAAAAAAGCCUACACAUAAAUGACACUGAACAAACAAACCGAAACCAGUCCCGUGUGGAGCAACGACAUACACAAACACAGGAGACAAUCACCCACAACGAACACUGUGAAAACACCUACCUAAAUAUGACUCUUAAUUAGAGGAACGCCAAACACCUGCCUCUAAUUAAGAGCCAUACCAGGCAACCCAUAAACCAACAUAGAAACAGAAAACAUAGAAUGCCCACCCAACCUCACGUCCUGACCAACUAACACAUAUAACAAACUAACAGAAAUAGGUCAGGAACGUGACAUAACCCCCCCCAUAAGGUGCGAACUCCGGGCGCACCAGCACAAAGUCUAGGGGAGGGUCUGGGUGGGCAUCUGACCACGGUGGUGGCUCAGGCUCCGGGCGAGGUCCCCACCCCACCAUAGUCAAUCCCAGCUUCCAUCUCCCCCUAUGAAUGUCCACCCCCAUCUUAACCCCACAAAAUCCUUUUGGUAACAUCAACAACCGGGGCAGCACCGGGACAGAUGGAUAGAUCAAGACAGAGGGAUAGCUCAAGACAGAGAGGUAGCUUAGGAUAGAGAGGUAAAUCAGGAUAGAGGGGCAACUCCGGACUGAAAGGCAGCUCCGGACAGAGAGACAGCUCUGGACUGAGGGGCAGUUCUGGGUAAAUAGCCGCUCCGGGCUAAGGGACAGCUCAUGACUGGCUAACGGCUCUGGACGCUCAUGGCUGGCUGACGGCUCUCGACGCUCAUGGCUGGCUGACGGCUCUCGACGCUCAUGGCUCGCUGACGGCUCUGGACGCUCAUGGCUCGCUGACGGCUCUGGACGCUCAUGGCUGGCUGAAGGCUCUGGACGCUCAUGGCUCACUGGCGGCUCUGGCAGAUCUGGUUGGCGGCUCUGGCAGAUCCUGUCUGGUUGGCGGCUCUGGCAGAUCCUGUCUGGUUGGCGGCUCUGGCAGAUCCUGUCUGCUUGGCGGCUCUGGCAGAUCCUGUCUGCUUGGCGGCUCUGGCAGAUCCUGACUGAUAACUGGCUCUAGCGGCUCCUGACUGACUAUCGGCUCUGACGGCUCGGGACAGACGGGCGGCUCUAAUGGCUCAGGACAGACGGAUGGCUCAGACGGCGCUGGGGAGACGGAUGGCUCAGACGGCGCUGGGGAGACGGAGGGCUCAGACGGCGCUGGGGAGACGGAUGGCUCAGACUGUGCUGGGGAGACGGAUGGCUCAGACUGUGCUGGGGAGACGGAUGGCUCAGAUGGCGCUGGGGAGACGGAUGGCUCAGAUGGCGCUGCGGAGACGGAUGGCUCAGACUGCACCUGUCUGGCGGAAGGCUCUGGCUGCUCCUGUCUGGCGGAAGGCUCUGUAGGCUCAUGGCAGACGGGCAGCUUUGCAGGCUCAUGGCAGACAGGCAGUUCAUGCGCCGUUGGGCAGACGGCAGACUCUGGCCGGCUGAGACGCACUGUAGGCUUGGUGCGUGGUGCCGUAACUGGAGGCACCUGACUGAGGACACGCACUUCAAGCCUAGUGCGGGGAGCAGGGACAGGGCACACUGAACUCUCAAAGCGUGCUAUACUCCUGGUGCGUGGUACCGGCACUGGUGGCACCGGGCUGAGUGCACGCACAUCAGGACGAGUAUGGGGAGAAACAACAGUGCACAGGACUUAGGAGACGCACAUGUGGCUUAGUGCGCGGUGCCGGAACUGGAGGCACUAGGCUGGAGACACGCACCAUAGGGAGAGUGCGUGGAGGAGGCACAGGGCUCUGAAAACGCACUGGAAGCCUGGUGCGUGGUGUAGGCACUGGUGGUACUGGGCUGGGGCGGGGAGGUAGUGCCGGAAAUACCGGACCGUGAAGGCGUACUGGCUCCCUUGAGCACCGAGCCUGCCCAACCUUACCUGGUUGAAUGCUCCCCGUUGCCCGACCAGUGCGGGGAGGUGGAAAAACCCGCACCGGGCUAUGUAGGCGAACCGGGGACACCAUGCGUAAGGCUGGUGCCAUGUAAGCCGGCCCGAGGUGACGCACUGGAGACCAGACGCGUUGAGCCGGCCUCAUGACACCUGGCUCAAUGCCCAAUCUAGCCCUACCAGUGCGGGGAGGUGGAAUAAUCCGCACUGGGCUAUGCACUCGUACAGGAGACACCGUGCGCUCUACUGCGUAACACGGCGCCUGCCCGUACUCCCGCUCUCCACGGUAAGCCUGGGAAGUGGGCGCAGGUCUCCUACCUGCCCUUGGCCCACUACCUCUUAGCCCCCGCCAAGAAAUUUUUGGGGUCUCCUCUCGGACUUCCAGCCACGUCUCCUAGCUGCCUCCUCCUACCAACGCUCUUGGGCUUUAGCUGCCUCCAUCUCCUCACGAGCGCGGCGAUAUUCUCCUGACUGUGCCCAUGGACCUUUCCCGUCCAAUAUUUCCUCCCAAGUCCAUGAUACCUGUGUAGAAUCCUGCUCGAACUCACGCCGCUUGGUUCUGGAUUGGUGGGUGAUUCUGUAACGGCUUUCCUCCUCCUCUUCAUCAGAAGAGGAGGAGCAGGGAUUGAACCAAUAUGCAGCGGAUUGUGACGACAUGAUUUAUUAAAGAAAAAACACGAACUCGACUAUACACCAACAAAACAAAUAAACGGUGUAGACAGAUCUGAACGACGGACUCACAUAACACACGAGAACGCACGAACAGGGAAAAAAGCCUACACAUAAAUGACACUGAACAAACAAACCGAAACCAGUCCCGUGUGGCGCAACGACAUACACAAACACAGGAGACAAUCACCCACAACGAACACUGUGAAAACACCUACCUAAAUAUGACUCUUAAUUAGAGGCAGGUGUUUGGCGUUCCUCUAAUUAAGAGCCAUACCAGGCAACCCAUAAACCAACAUAGAAACAGAAAACAUAGAAUGCCCACCCAACCUCACGUCCUGACCAACUAACACAUAUAACAAACUAACAGAAAUAGGUCAGGAACGUGACAGCACCAUACAAUAACUUUUUGGACUCACCUUGUUGUGCUGUGCUUACUUGAACAGGAAGGUGGCGCGACGAUCCUUCGUGGGCAAAUUUUGUCUUCAAACUUUGUCAUCAAAGUAUGUCAUUCUCUGAAUUUAUGGUGCUUUCAAGACAACUGGGAACUCGGAAGAAAACAAGGUUAAAUCAUGAUGACGUCAGGGAUCUUCAGGUCGUAGCUAUAGAAAAAGGCCCGAGUUCCCAAUUUACACUUCCGAGUUGGAUGACAGCUGAAAACAUAUUUUGCCAGUUGGAGCUCGUUUUUUCGCGAGUUCCCAGUUGUCUUUAACUCACUGAAGUCCGAUUUACCAGUUCCGAGUUAACAGUUGUUUUGAAAUCGGCAGAAAUCAUGCAGGGAUUGACAGCAUGGCCAAUGUUGAAUGUUUAUAAUUUUAAGCUUGGAAAAGAGACCCUUAAACCCAGAAUUGGGACCACACACCAACUCCACUGAAUAGCAUGCCAGCGACUGCUUUGUAAUGCUUGCAGUUAGCCACUGAUUCCUUUCAAACCACUCAUUGUUGAAUUUGCGAUUUUUCCAACUUGUUGUGUAAUGUUUAUGUCCAAUGGCCGAUGAGCACCGAUACACUUUUUCUUUAAUUUCCCUUCAUUAUUUCUCCUCAUAUGACAAGGAUUAAAAAGGAUUUACCAGUAGAUUCAUGACUGCUAGCUAAGAUUUUGAAAGUAUGAUGAUGACACGAUCAGUCCAAUCGUCAUUUUAUUGGUGGCUAAUGACCUUGAGCCAUCUUGGAUGGGCACUUCUAAUGUAAAUAACUUAACUGUAAAUACACUGUAAAUAACUUAACUGUUAAUAGCUUAACUGUUUUUCUGUAUUUAUGAAUGAUAGAAUACUGUUAAAUUACAGGGAUGAACUUUGUCGUGUAGAAUAAUAGGAAAUGUCAGUAAAUGCGAAAUUACAUUAAACUUCCUGUAUUUUUA
Molecule: messenger RNA, 11804 nt
Organism: Salvelinus fontinalis (brook trout)
Lineage: Eukaryota; Metazoa; Chordata; Actinopteri; Salmoniformes; Salmonidae
Product: zinc finger protein 70
Exons: 8
Coding region: 295-2283 (662 amino acids)
Biological process (GO): regulation of transcription by RNA polymerase II
Cellular component (GO): nucleus
Molecular function (GO): DNA-binding transcription factor activity, RNA polymerase II-specific; RNA polymerase II transcription regulatory region sequence-specific DNA binding
Source: RefSeq, a predicted model, not a curated record